Aspergillus fijiensis CBS 313.89 is the source of this 1458-nucleotide messenger RNA. RefSeq lists its product as uncharacterized. NCBI's taxonomy places the organism in Eukaryota, Fungi, Ascomycota, Eurotiomycetes, Eurotiales, Aspergillaceae. The transcript has a single exon. The record is from RefSeq and is a predicted model, not a curated record. The coding region runs from base 1 to 1458 and encodes 485 amino acids.
AUGCAUCGGUCGUGCAUUCUCGCCUUGAUUUCCGCCAUAGGAGCUGCCACCUCUCCUCUUGCCGCUGACAGCGUUCCCCCUGAACCUGUCCAGAAUGCGAACCACAUCUUCAACGCCAUCCACUCGUCCAUGAGACAAUGGGGCUCAGCACUCAACCACAACGGCAUGUCAUUCUUCCUGGCAGAAAUGCCACAGGGAAUCAAACUCUACCACGGUGACGGCCAUCCAGAGCACAUUACCGGAGUCCGAUGGCUGGCCUUCGACCCCGAGCAUGCAUUUGCUUUCGCGCGAUCAGGACCGAAGAGACCCGAGACACCUCCGAAACCUUCAUCUGGCUCUCAACAAGUGAUGGGCGGGGACCAAGAUGGACCAGCCGGGGAAGACAAUGGCGGAUGGCUCCACACCUACACUACGGCCAAGAAUCUUCGCCUCAUUCUUAUCGAUGGGAUGUCAGCUGGCAAAUCCAAGAUUGGGACUCUCGACCUGCAGGACCGGGUGCUAUUUGAAGAUGAGUUUAACGGUGGCGUCUUGCAGGAGAAUGUGCGUGCAGAGGCCGUGUGUCGCAUUGCAAGGGAAGAGUGGAAUGAUCGGGUGGAUGGGGUUAUUCGGCUGGCUUCGGGGUUCGAGGUGAUUCUAUGCAAUUCAGAACAGAACCUGGAGCCUGUUCACGUGGCAAGAGUGAGGUCUUCUAGUCCGAGGAAAGGGGACAAUGAGAAGAAGGGAGGGAAACCGACCGAGGUCCUCCAAGUGAUGAGGGCCAGGUACAAUGGCAUCGGCGGUGAGCGGGUGGUCUUGAACUACGAUCAUUUCGUCACGGCUUACAAUCAUUCCCUGAAUCUUUUUCCGGACGACAGCACCGCCCCACGUCUUAACCACCUUCCAUUUGCAGAGUUGGAACCCAUCCGCAAGAGCCUCACAUCUCUCGUAAUGGCGCAUGAUGUCGGACACAGACAGGUGAACUGGCAAGCGAUCACUGAUAUGAUUGUCCAGAAGUACAGCCACCCGCUGCGUGAACUGACUUCAAGACACCACCACCAUCACGGCUUGUUCUCUCUGGUUGCAGAGGUUGCACGCCUUUGGAAUACAUUCGUCGAUCAGGACAACAGAGAUGUUGACGAAGAAAUGGAGAGAUGCGCAACUCAGUUCAUCCCCGCCAAUGCUGCCGAUGACUCGCUUGCCCACCGCGCAGUUUAUGCUGUUAGCAGUCGGAUCUGCGCUUCGUUUGUCGAAGUCCUGGAGACGAAAGAAUAUGAUGUCGCGGUUGAUGUCUUGCGAUCACUGAUGGACUAUUUAAGUUGGACAGUGUGGAAGGAGUGCCAUGGCUGUCAUGACGAUGAGUUUUGUCAAAUCCCGAUCUGGCCUCAGGGGUCGUGGGACGACUUUGAGCACCCGCGUUGUCAGAAAUUUGAAUCAGCGUACCAGGGUCCUGAUGAUUUCUGGGGACCCGUGUGGAGAUGA